AUCAUUCAGAAUGUGUGGGUUCGCAUUGUCAGAACUCAGACUUAUCAAUCAUUGUUGUGUUAUUGUAUAAUCGUAGAAAUAACAUUUUUAGACAUUUUUCUAUUUUUGUAAAGUUAUUUUUGGACAUUUUAAUCGUUCGAAGGGAUUACUUGUUGCUAAUUGUGGUCUGGGUAAAUCCCGAGUGUAUUUUUUGGACUUUUUGUGCAACUACUAAAUGUAUGCAGCAGAUUCAACUCGUCGUCUCUCAGACUCGAGCAAUUCAAGGGAACGAUACGAUUAAAGAUUCAUUUACCCAUGUGCAACCAGAUUCACCUUUACCUUGCCAGCGAAACAAUGACGAAGAAUCAAGUGACACUUUUUUCCGUGGUGUAUGUAUGAGUAAGGUUUUUUGUGAUAUAUGUUAUGGUGUGCAGUAAUCAAUCAUGCCAUUUAAAUCGACAAGAUGAUGAUGGGAUAGAACUGGAACUGAUGAGCAGAUAAAUAUCAGUCGUGAUCCGGAUGGAUUUCGUCUCAGUUUUGGAGACGAUUUACACCUGGAAUUAUCCGGUGGUGGAAAACGUUAUUACUUUAAAAGACGUUUUUCAACGUAAAAAAUAAAAGAAGUCGUAGUGCGUCAGUGCUGACAGGAUGGUCGUAUCGGUCGUUCUUGUUGUGUCCUUGGUGGCGUUUCUUUUCACAAAUAAAGGAGAGGGGGCACAUCAUCCGCAUAAAAAUUUUGGGGACGAGUAUACGUACGAUGUAAAGGACAUGGAACGAGGGCCCCUUGCUUGGGGUGGAGAAUGCACCAGUGGCUUGCAUCAAUCUCCGAUCGACAUCCGGUACAAGGAUCACGGUGUUAGCUGGGGGUACACAAAGGUUUGGUUCAGCUCGCAGUACCAACAGAGUCAGAAGGGAUUCUUCUUUACGAAUCGGGGUCACACUUUUCAAGUCCAACUGAAUGGAAACAUCAGAGAGCCCACUUCUUCCUUAGGCUUAUCAGGGGCUGGACUUCAUCAUCGCUACACAUUUUCUCAGAUGCACUUCCACUGGGGAGAUAGGGACGAGGUUGGGUCGGAGCAUACCUUGCAGGGUCAAAGAUAUCCAAUGGAAAUCCAUUUAGUUCAUUACAAAACAAAAUAUUCCAACUUGAGUCACGCCCUCCAAGAGAAUUCUGAGGAUCACGAUGCCGUGUUGGUUUUAGGUAUUUUGUGUGAGUUGGGGUUGGAAAACCCAUCCCUGCAUCCCAUCGUGGACGCUGCGAGGCUGAAAGUGGUUCAGAAUCCAGGAAAUAAAUUAAUGUUCAGCUACCAAUCGUUAAAUUUACAUAAAUUAUUUCCCAAACAUUUGGAUUUUGUGCGAUAUAUGGGAUCCUUGACGACGCCGCCGUGCACGGAGAAGGUCGCAUGGACCGUGUUCCUAUGUCCCAUUUCGAUAUCGAGUGAACAGUUGGAAGUAUUUCGCCGCCUGCACGACGCGGAUGAAGAGGAAUAUUAUAACUACAGACCUCUCCAAAAACGGAAUGGGAGGACAUUAAAGUACUUCAAAGUUCCCGACUCUUCAGAAACCGAUGGAUCAGAGACAGGAAGUAGUCCUGGCGCUGGUGGUAAUGGGGGAGGAACGCAAGCCAUCUCACUAAUUAAGACAACUAUUACGAACACGUUGCAAGAAGUCAAUUCCUUAUUUUCCAAUAUAAUCAACGUUCUAUCAGACGCCCAACUGUGUGAACCUGAAGAACAAUACAUGUUAGAAUUAUUGAGGAGCAAAAAUAUUACAAAGUUGAGUCAACUACAAGAAUUUAAAAAGAUUGGGGAAGGAAUAACCAAAGUUAAGGAAGCUAAAAAGACGAAACCCAUAAAAUAAAAUGAACUAAAUGUGUAAAAACCUAGCCAAUUAACUUUCCAUCGAGAACUGAUCUCCCAAUAAAAAAUAAAACCCACAACUAAAUUACAUA
Messenger RNA from Folsomia candida, 1930 nucleotides. Its product is annotated as carbonic anhydrase 1. The record is from RefSeq and is a predicted model, not a curated record. Gene Ontology annotation, molecular function: carbonate dehydratase activity; zinc ion binding. Lineage: Eukaryota; Metazoa; Arthropoda; Collembola; Entomobryomorpha; Isotomidae. Bases 628 to 1839 code for a protein of 403 amino acids. The transcript is spliced from 7 exons.